AUGACGAACUGGAACGCUUGGAAUCCAUUCAGCCAUCGCGAGUCUCACAGCUCCGGCUCCAUCCUCACUUACAAGCUCCUCACCCUCCUCACCUGGUUGCUGUCCGUCAUUGUAUCCAUCUAUUAUGUUGUCAACGAACCCAAAGAUGGCUACACCAUCCGCCGCCGCAUCUGGGACCAGAACAACCUGGUCCGCACCGCCUUUACCAUGAGCCCGGUCCUCGGCGACAUCUACUGGGUCAUUCUCUUCAUCCUCCAAUUCGGCUACAUCACACAUCUCUUCUCACGCGUUUCCGAGACCGUCAACCACGCGGCGAGCGUUGGCGGCCACUUCAUCCUCAAUAACCUCCUCCACUUUGCGUUCGUCAUGCUCUUUGUUCGCUCGCACUUCAUCUGGGCCGAGGUCAUACUCAUCAUCAACUUUUUUAACCUGUCGAUCCUGUACUUCCGCCACAACACGUCGCCGCGCUUCAUCCAUGCCCCCGUCGCCUCGGGGCCCCUGGCAUGGACUUUCGUCGCCAUCUACUGGAACGGUGCUUUGAUGGUUCACAACCCGCACAAUCUGGUGGCCAGGAUCUUUGGUAACAUUUUUAUCUGGGCCAUCCUGGUGUAUGGCGGCUUCUUUAUUGUUGUCUUUAAAGACUACACUAUGGGCUUUUGGCUCAGUCUCCUAUCUGCGGCCCUUGGAGUCGCCCAGUUUGAGAGACAGGUUAUUGCCCUCCAGUGGAUCUUUGCCUUUGUCAUCAUGGCCGUCCUAUUCCUUGCCACGGUGACAGUAGCCGUGCCGGCUUGGACGGGCAGGGACUACAUGUGGCGUCGCCAAGAAGGCGGUGAUGCCGAACGUGCUCCUCUGCUCAACGAGUAA
Metarhizium album ARSEF 1941 is the source of this 864-nucleotide messenger RNA. RefSeq lists its product as uncharacterized. The transcript is spliced from 4 exons. The record is from RefSeq and is a predicted model, not a curated record. NCBI's taxonomy places the organism in Eukaryota, Fungi, Ascomycota, Sordariomycetes, Hypocreales, Clavicipitaceae. Bases 1 to 864 code for a protein of 287 amino acids.